CUGUUCUCGUGGACAGUCAUGGUUUCCCUGGAUGUAGUUGGUGUAUUUCUCCUCUGUUGGACCCUCUUUCAACCCCCCCAGGUGGCAGCAUUCAAACCUCUCUUUCUGGACGGCUCCGUCACCCAUCGAGAAAUCACUCAGAUGGCCAUCCUCCGCAAGGCAGCAGAAGUGUGUCAUGACAUAGCCACUGCCAAGGGGCACGACUUCACAUUGCCUAUAAACAACAGGUUGACUCCAUCUGCUGUCCACAGCGCCUGCUCAACAUCUUCUGAUUCAUCUUCUGCCCUCUCUACCCUCGGUUUUUAUUCAGCUAUAACAGAAAUUUAUCUAAGCAACGCAGCUGUAGAUCAAGUUUUUGCAUUUAGUGAGGCACAUCACAUAGAUAAUGAGGCUUUCAGUGAGGGCCGGGGUCUCAUCACUCGUGGUGUGGCUGCAGUAAAGGCCAGCGUGCAGCAGGAAAGCUAUAUUUCUGCCCGUAUCUCACUGGGAGCUCUAUGUCACACUCUACAGGAUUUCUAUAGCCACAGUAACUGGGUGGAACUGGGAAGCACUGCUCCUUUCAGCACACUGAUCAAACCUGACCUUCCUCUCAACAAUAUAGCAGGCCCCAGCACACCUACAUGCAAAAGCUGCACUGGACCAAACUGUGUUGAUAACAUUCUCCCAGAAAUACUGCUGCAAAAGAAACUAACCUCAGGAUAUUUCAGUAUUUACUCCUCCACAAAACCUGCUGGCAAAUGUAGCCAUGGUGGCUUUCUUGACAGGACCAGUUCAAGAGAACCCACAGGAGGCAUUAAUAAAGAUGACAUCAGUUCAGAGCAUGGCUUCCUUCACCAGCGAGCUGCUGACAUGGCCAUCAGUGCUACUAUGGAAGUGCUGCAAGACAUCCGACUGGCAAUAGGCGACCAAGCCUUUCUUCGACUGAUGGGCCUAAAACAGACCUCAGUUCUGGCUUUUGUGAUUGACACCACGGGCAGCAUGUCUGAUGAUAUUGAAGAGGCCAAGAGAGUGUCCUUCAGUAUCAUAGACAGCAGGAGAGGAACAUCAGAGGAACCUUCAGAAUACAUUCUAGUCCCAUUUAAUGAUCCAGAUUUUGGACCUCUGACAAGGACUGAGGAUGCAGAUCUUUUCAAAGAGAGAAUCAAUUCUCUUUCAGCAUUUGGUGGAGGAGACUUUCCAGAGAUGUGCUUGUCAGGACUGCUGCUGGCACUAGCAGGAGCUCCUCUAUCUUCAGACAUUUUUGUUUUCACUGAUGCCUCAGCAAAGGACACAGAAUUAAAAAGCACAGUUCAAGCCACGAUUGAACGCACCAAAUCAACAGUCACUUUCAUGCUGACUAACCCCUUCUUAUUCCGUAGAAGAAGGGAUGCCUCACAAUCUCAAGGUUCUACAUCAAGAUCAAUACCUCUGUCAGACAUACAGCUGUACAGAGAUCUGGCCCAUGUUUCUGGUGGACAGACCAUAGAGGUCACAAGAGCUACUCUGUCUCAGGCCACUGCAGUCAUUACAGAUGCAUCUACCUCAGCCCUUGUGACGCUUUUUCAGGUGGUAAGAAAUCCAGCCAUUGCAGAAAACUUUACCUUUGUCUUAGAUCCAUCUCUGUCCAAUGUGACUGUGUAUGUCACUGGAGACUCUCCAGUCUUCACCAUAUACAGCCCGACAGGUGUGUCUCAGUCAGGUUCAGUGACAGAUGGUCCUCUGGGCAGCAUCCUGACUGUAGGGAAUCUAAAGAGAGUAAAACUCAACCCUGACAACCAGACAGGAGAGUGGAAGAUCAGUAUUGACUCUACAAGCUUCUACAGCCUGAAAGUCACGGGUCAGAGUUCUGUGAACUUUCUCUUUAACUUUGUGCAGCGGUUAGAAGGGGGUGACUUCACACCGAAAGCCAAUCGUCCUUUCACUGGUCGGAAUGCUACUUUGUUUGUCUCUGUGACUGGAGGAGAUUCAAUCACAGUGACUGACGUGCUUCUGGUUGAAGCUUCAGGAUCUGAUGUUGUUACUGGGACUAUCAAAGCUGUCGGUGCGACAGACUUCCUGGUCAACAUUGACAGAAUCCCAGAGUGGGCGUUUGUGGUGCAGCUGAAGGGGCUGUUGAAUGACUCUACUCGAUCUUUGCCUAGUCAGUUCCUGAGACAGUCACCCACCCAGCAACAAGGAUCUAGAUUUACUAUCACGGCCCAACCAAACAGCACUAUAGAGCCUGGAACCCCCUUUGUUCUCAACUUUACAUUGGUCACUAAUGCUACAGGCAUCAGCUACACUAUCCGAGCUCGGACAGACCGCAGCUUCAGCGUGUCUUUCCCCAGUUCUCUGGAUGCAGGGACAGACGGAAGUGCUCAGGGAACUGUAACACUGACUGCACCCUCCAACACAGAGUCAGGGACGGAUGUCACACUCACUAUUGAGGCAGAAGAUCCAGAGUCUGGUGACUCAAAUUACAUGGCACUGCGGUUCACUGUCAUGACUAAGGUCACGGAUUUCUCUAGCCCUGUCUGUCAGGUAGUGAGCAUCAAAGCUGACUGUCCUGUGGAAUGCAGCAGAGCAUCAUGGGAACUCUCUACCAACAUAACAGACGUUAAUGGUACAGGCAUAGCCGGAGUGUCCCUCAGUCGUGGCAAUGGCUCUCUCAGCUUAAGCAAUGUGAUGAGUGUGGAUGGCACAGAUGUGACUGUGGCUUUCUACAAUGCUUCCUGUUGUUCUCUGGAAGUAGAGCUUGUAGCUGUGGACAGGGUAGGAAACGUGGGUACAUGUUUCACCUCUAUAAAGAGCCCUUCUACAACUGUUAGCCCCAAUGGAACUUCAACUGUUAGCCUCAAUGGAUCUACAACUGUUAGCCUCAAUGGAUCUACAACUGUUAGCCCCAAUGGAACUUCAACUGUUAGCCUCAAUGGAUCUACAACUGUUAGCCUCAAUGGAUCUACAACUGUUAGAUCAUAUUCUGUGUCCUUCUCCAUGUGUGUUUCUCUAGUAGGGUUAUUAGUUUCUUUUCUGUAUGGAUGA
Carassius auratus (goldfish) is the source of this 3000-nucleotide messenger RNA. It is a transcript of the gene vwa10.2, whose product is annotated as von Willebrand factor A domain containing 10, tandem duplicate 2. Bases 19 to 3000 code for a protein of 993 amino acids. The transcript is spliced from 16 exons. NCBI's taxonomy places the organism in Eukaryota, Metazoa, Chordata, Actinopteri, Cypriniformes, Cyprinidae. The record is from RefSeq and is a predicted model, not a curated record.